GGAAGUUUAACGUUCACCCGACGUCAGAGGCUGAGUACACAUGGAGGAUUGAAAUGAAAGCGUGCUGCGGCUGUUACUCAAGUGUCUCUAAUAAACGCCGGGUUUAAUCUUGUCUAUGCCUGGUGAGCUACGAGGUUUCCACGGGGGAAAUGUGAAGCGGUGUCGGGAGGCACCAGUAAAUUAAUAAUGCUAACGAUACAAGACCUCCUGAUUGAAGCUUAAACAAAAAAAUAGUGUUAUCUGGAUCGGAUUCGGCUGUAAAAAUCCUGAUCGGCGCAUCCGUAAUGAACACCAUUAAACUAAAGCACUUUUCAUUUGACAGGGUGUGAGGACGUGAGCACAGCUUCAUGCGGAUGCUGAAUCCAUGGCGAGGUGCUCCAUCAAAUAACAUUGAAUGGAGUAAAGGAUCAAUGAACGGUGAAGGCUGUGAUCUAAGUGUGCCAAGCCCAGCGCUGGCAGGGUAUUUGGGAAAUGCUGAAAAAAGAGGAGUGGUAAGUGGAGCCUGCCCUUGGUGUUCAGCAAAAGGACAGAUAAAUAUUCUUCACUCAUACGCAUUCAACUUUAAAGAGUCCAUCACACUAUGUACUAGUCCGUUGUGCCUUUUCCCUCUAGUUAGCGGGCCAUUGGACAAUAUCCGUGCCAUCCUUUCUUCAUCUCAAGACAUCCAGGGGUGCAAGAGGAAGUUUUAUCUUACACAGUCCAAAGACCCUGAUCCAUCCCCCAAGCGUUGGAAGAAAGAGGAUCCAGAUGUUGUGCCUGAUGUGGAUGUUGGUGACUUCAGAGUGUCUGCUAAGUCAAUCAAAAAGGGACUAUUAAUUAAUGAACACAAGAAGCAGCAAGAGGCUGAAAAUGCUGACAAGAGUACUGAGGCCUUUCAUGUCUCAAUUGGGGAUUCAGGAUUGUCUGAUCAUGCACAAAUCAAAGAUCCUGUAUCGAGCAGUCAGGACAAAAUGUGGGUAUCAGCAAUGGAGGUAACUGUGCAAGAUUUGGUACAGAUGGUACCUACUCUGCAUCAUUUAUUCUGGAGAAAUAAGGAUAACUUGUGUUGGUUAGAUUCGUUGCUUGUGGCACUUGUACACUCCAGGAUACUUACAGAAGUUUCUUGUGAGGAUGUAUCCUUGACUGACAGAAAUUAUACUGUGAAGAACUUGUGUGCAACAUACAAGAAGUCAUAUGCAUAUAUUAAAGCCAAGGAACAACAGUGCCAAGAUGACAUUGUACGAGUGCCUCUUGAUGACCUCCAGAAAGUAGAGCAAGAGCUGGAAGCUCUUCGGAUGUCUGCCUUCCAGUUCCUCCAGCCAAAGCUUCAGUGUGAAUUGGGUCAGAAGGAGACGCCUGUCUUUGCUCUCCCUCUGCUCCUAAGGUCAGAUGACUGGGCUAAUAGUCUAUUCCAGCAUACUGGUCAGUGGGAAUUUAAGUGCACAUGCUGUGGAUACAAUUUCAGCACAAGCAUGGAGAAGACUGUAACAACGUUUACACAGCUCAUGGCUGAUUGGCACCCACUCAGAGCAGUCCACCGAGCACAGUGCAGCAACUGUCAUAACAAGAACCAGAAGAGGAAAUUGGUCUUACAGAGAAUUUCUUCGGUGCUUGCACUACACUUUGUGGAGGGACUGCCACGGAGAGACAUCUCCAAGUACGCAUUUGAUUUCCAUGGCACGCACUACAAAAUCAAAACUAUUAUACAAUACAGUGAACAACGUGAGCACUUUGUCACAUGGAUCCAUCAACCAGAUGGAUUAUGGUUAGAAUUCGAUGAUUUGAAGUACCCUCACUGCAUAAACCACAGGAGGUUUACACUCCCAGCCAGUCAGUUCCACCUCGUCUUCUGGGAGGCAGUUUCGAGAGAGGUGUCUCGGCUUCCUGAUCCUCUCUCUGAUAACACCCCUACUCAGAGGAUGAGUAAAGUGGUUGAUGUCUUUCAAGAUGUAACUAAUUCUGUACCAGAUGAUGCAUGCAUCAUGGAGGCCUUGAAUGGAAAUAAAGACAAUAAUGAGGCUGUCAGUACCUGCGAUUCUUCAAUAGGCAGUGCAACACUGCUUGAUACUUUUGAGGGCCUUUCGCAUAGUGAUAUUGUCACCCUUACACUGGUUGAGUUCAAAGACGAUGCUGAAGAAAACACAAAUUUCCAGGAAAAGGUAAUGGGGCCAGAUGAGUCUAACAUCACAGAACCAUUUCACCUACUAGAGAAAAGCUCUGACCAUCAAACUGAAUGCACUGUAAAAAGCAAGAAGGGUGGUGCUAAGGAAGUUUCACCUUCACCAGAAAUGAUUCUUCCUUCAGUAGUAAAAGCAUCAGAAUCUGCAGAGUCACCAAGAGUGAGCAAGUGUCCACCUGCUCUCCACUCUUCAAAUCCUAGUGCCUCCAACCUAUCAUUUUUAUUUCAUCGGCAUCCUUCACACCAGUCCACACCAUUAAGAGCACCCCUUCAUGCCACUCAUCCAAAAGUUGACCUAAGAUUUGAUGGCAAUGAGUCCCUCCUGGCUAAGCCUGCUGAGCUCUUUGGUGGAUACAGAACAAAGAAUCCACCAAAUCCAGUCCCUGGAGGACCUUUAAGGCCUCCAUUUGUAAAAUUGCCCAAUGUUCCACAGAAGCCAUACAGCUGCCUUGAUGGUGUAACGUCUGUGGGCCCAGUUUCCACACUGGUGAAAUCUGCUAGCCAGAACAUCCCAAAUUCAUCUCUGUCAAAAAUUGUCUUAUCCACUGAAGCUCUUAGACUGAAACUGAUGAAAAGACUAAAGGCCAAGAAGAAGAAGCUGGCAAAGUUAAAUCAACUGCUCAGUAUAGAGGAAGGUGAGUCUACUCCCAGGCCAGACAGCACAUAUAUUUCCUCGCCAUACUCUGUCACCUCCAGUACAUCAGCCUAUGAUAGCCCAGCAUUUGAUAAUUUCUUUGCUGAGCUGCUAUCUCCAGCCAUGAGUGCCAGCAAUCUGUCACCUGACAGCACAGGCCUCUUGGAGAUGCUAACCAACAGCCAGAGCGCUGGGACAUCAGAAAGCAGCUCUCAGGAGAACUUGGUGGCAGCUUCUAAGCUUCCAGUUCUAAAUGACCCUUCAUCUACCAAUGACAACUUUCUUGAUGAAUUGAUCUCAGGAUCAAGGGAGCAGCAAGCUGUAAUUGAGAAUGCUGAACUUAAUGCUUUGGAUAUAUUCUUUUGAUCAGUGUUUUAUGUUUUUUGUCCUUUGCACCAGUAUACGUAAGGCUGGGAAGUUAAAAUUACUAACUAAAGAUCCAUUCUUGUCAUAUAGAUGCUAUGGAUUUCAUUUGUAUAAAAAACAAGCUGUUCUUGGCUCAAGUGAACCACCAGUAUGAGAUCGCUUUGCAUCUUCCAUCCAACUUGAAAAGAACAGAUUCUGCAUCAGCAAUCAAGGACUGAUUCUAAUAGAGGCAAAUACUUUAAGUUGUAAUGUGUAUAGAAUUGUGUACAUUUGAAGUUGAUGUUUCACUAUCCAGACUGUGCACAAAGUACUGCACAUUUUUGUACAACAAAAUAAACUGGAAUAUUUCUUUA
Ictalurus punctatus (channel catfish) is the source of this 3511-nucleotide messenger RNA. RefSeq names its product ubiquitin specific peptidase like 1 (gene uspl1). The coding region runs from base 348 to 3158 and encodes 936 amino acids. Gene Ontology annotation, cellular component: Cajal body. The transcript has 11 exons. Gene Ontology annotation, biological process: Cajal body organization; protein desumoylation. The record is from RefSeq and is a predicted model, not a curated record. Lineage: Eukaryota; Metazoa; Chordata; Actinopteri; Siluriformes; Ictaluridae. Gene Ontology annotation, molecular function: SUMO binding.